Aphanomyces invadans is the source of this 779-nucleotide messenger RNA. Its product is annotated as peptidyl-tRNA hydrolase. NCBI's taxonomy places the organism in Eukaryota, Oomycota, Saprolegniomycetes, Saprolegniales, Verrucalvaceae. Gene Ontology annotation, molecular function: peptidyl-tRNA hydrolase activity. Gene Ontology annotation, cellular component: mitochondrion; cytosol. The record is from RefSeq and is a predicted model, not a curated record. Bases 30 to 578 code for a protein of 182 amino acids. The transcript has a single exon.
CCAACCUGUACUUGCAAUCUGCGACCGAGAUGGACGCGGUCAAGUGGUGCAGCGCAUUCCUUCUCGGCGUGGCGGGCCAUUGGUACUUGUCGAACAGCGCAUCCUAUGACGCAGCGAGCACUGCUGGCAAUGUCAUGACCUCGCCGCUGCAUCCAGGUCACAAAGUGGACGAUGACGAUUCUGAUGACAGCGACGACGAACAAGACAGCGACGAAUCGGACUGGGAGCCACACAAGAUGGUGCUUGUUGUCCGAAAUGAUUUGAAGAUGGGUAAGGGCAAGAUUGCUGCGCAGUGCGGCCACGCUACACUCGGUGCGUACAAGCGGGCUGUCAAGCGGACUCCGCAAGCGUUGGAUUUGUGGGAAGCGUCCGGUCAGACCAAAGUCGCGUUGAGAGUCGAAACAGAAGAGGAAAUGAUGGUUUUAGCCGACCGGGCAAAAGAGAUUGGCCUUGUGCAUUACGUCGUUGUUGACGCUGGACGAACGCAAAUCGCACCAGACACCAAGACCGUCUUAGCAGUUGGCCCUGCCCCAGCUAGUGCUGUCGACAACCUCACGGGCCAUUUAAAGCUCAUGUAAACUUCAUUCAACGAUCAUGCGCGUGUCUUGCAUCUCUUUCUGCAAAAGCUCAUGUCCAGAACGAUUGAAAGGUCACCGCUGGACUGGACGCCUUUCAAAAUCUCUGCAAUCCAAAGCGGUCGUCAAGCCUGGCAACCAGCACAAGUCCAUCCUGUCUCGAUGUUGAACCCCCAGUCCACUGCUUUUAACUACUAAUACGGA